Messenger RNA from Heterostelium album PN500, 3678 nucleotides. Its product is annotated as YEATS domain-containing protein. Gene Ontology annotation, molecular function: histone binding. The coding region runs from base 1 to 3678 and encodes 1225 amino acids. Gene Ontology annotation, biological process: regulation of transcription by RNA polymerase II; chromatin remodeling. Lineage: Eukaryota; Evosea; Eumycetozoa; Acytosteliales; Acytosteliaceae. The record is from RefSeq and is a predicted model, not a curated record. The transcript is spliced from 8 exons. Gene Ontology annotation, cellular component: NuA4 histone acetyltransferase complex.
AUGAGUCAUGAAGACAAAUCAUCGAUGAGUGUGAACCAGAACAAUGCUUUAACAGAUACUAAUAGCAAUAAAGAUAAUAUUAGUAGUAAUAAUGUGGUUGAUUCAUAUCAGUUGGCUGUAGAUACUUUGUUGACGAGUCAACAACAACAACAACAGUUUCAAGGUGAUCCUAAAUAUUUAGAGUUUACCAAGCAACUCUUAGAGAUUCAAAGAUUACAUAUCGAUCAACUGAAUCAAAACUACACAUCACUUUUAAAUAAUCAUAAAUUACAAUUAGAUAGCAAGCUAAAUGAAUUAAAUAAUGUUAUACAAAAAAAUAAUAAUAGUAACACAAUCAUUAUAAAUACAACUACAGCAACAGCAACAAGAAAAGAUAACCUGAAAAAGAGUAAUGAUGAUUCUUCUGUUGCUGAUGAUGUUGAUGGUGAAGAUGUUCGUCAACCAAUGACCCUGACGCAACGACAUCAUUACACUUAUGACAACAACGAUGACAAUAACAAUAACAACAAUAAUCGACAGAAUGAUACAAGUUUAUUUUCAAUAUUAAAUCAAUCACUUUCAAAGCUAAGGAGAAAGCUUAUCAUUAAUAAUCAACAAGAUAGAGUACAGCUAGCCGAUAGACUUUCGAAAUUGUUUGAAAAAGAGUUUACACUUGAGAUACAUAUCAAAGAGGAUGAACUACUUAAGAUCGAUACCAAUAUCUUAAAGGUCAAGGAGAUGCUCAAUCAGAUGCAGCGAUACCGAUCAUCACAUUUCAAGAAGAAAACUGAUGCUCCAACAACAAGUUUAUCGGCAACCAAGAAGACAACCUCAUCUUCAUCUUCCUCCAAUCACUCUUCGACUUCCAACACUGGCAGUGGUUCAACUAAAAAAUCAAAGAAUGAUAGUGAUUAUCCAUUAUACUAUAGAAGAAAUGAUGGUGUAUUUUUACAAUUAAAGUGUAGAGUUUGUCAUAGAGUGAACUUCCAUAACAUGACAGGAUUUAGACAUCACAACAGAAAUAAGCAUGGAAUAUCCUAUGAUACUCUUGAUGAUCUUCUACUCAAGUGUGGUAUUGUUGUUGAUGAAAAGGUGGUGCCAUACGAUGAUCCGUCCAGAGAUUUACUCAUGGGAUUCUCAACAACAAACAGUAAAGAACUUUUAGAGAAUAAUAUUAAAAAUAAACAACAACAACAACAACAACAACAACAACAGCAGCAACAACAACAACAAACACAUCCACUUUUACAAACUAGUAACAAUGUAAUUCAAUUUCCACCAAACUCUAAUACUCCAAGCAAACCUUAUCUUCCUUUAACAAAGAAAAAGAAGCCAACCACAACAACAACAACCACUACUACAACCACAUCGUCAUCAACGGCAGCAGCAGCAGCAUCGGCAGUAACAGGUGAAACACAAUUACCAUCACCAACAACACCAGUGGUAUCACCAUUAUCAUCAUCAUCUACGAAUACCAAUCUACCAGAGGAAUCUAGUUCAAGAUUCUAUGUUAAAAAGAGAAUUAUUGUUGGUAACACAUCGACACAAAUAGCACCUGAUCAGAGAGGUGCAGACAAAUCAACUCAUAAAUGGAAGGUGUAUGUCAGAGGACCUGAAGCAGAACCAGAUCUUUCAUACUUUAUCAAAAAAGUAAGAGUCUAUCUUCACGAUUCAUUUGCACCGAACGACAUUAUCGAACUUGAGCAUCCACCAUUCCAUAUCACUAGAAGAGGCUGGGGUGAGUUUACCGUACGUGUUACACUUUUCUUUAAGGAUCACAGGAACAAACCAAUAGAUAUAUUUCAUAAUUUAAAGUUAAAUCAACUUCCAAUACAAUAUGGUAUUACCACUGUCGGUGGUGAGACUACAACUGAUAUUAAUUUAGAUAGGUUCUUUUUUGACCAAAGAGAAAAAUUGUUAUUAAAAUCAAAGAUUGAAGAAUUAAAUAAUAAUAAUAAUAAUAAUAAUAAUAAUAAUAACAGUGAAGAAAAAGAGAAUGAGAAAGAACAAGAUAAAGAUAAAGAAAAAGAUACAGUAAAAGAAAAAGAAAAAGAGAAAGAGAAAGAUGAUAAAGAAGAUAGUGAUUUUAAGAAUGAUAAUAAUCAAAAAAGUAAAUCAAGUAAGAAGCGAGAUAUUUCAGCAGUUUUAACCAUUGAAUCAGAGACUGUUUUUGAACAGCUUAAAUCACUUGCAACUAGAUAUCCAACGAUAAGAGAAAAAGAUAAUAAAUCUAAAUUCCCAUAUAGAAUAGCUUCAUCUUUAGAAGAAUGGAAGUCAUGGACUGUCGGUAAACAGAAAUCAACAGAGUAUCGUCGCUUUAAAUUAAUUAGAAAGUCAAUCAACAAGAAGCUAAAUACUAGUUUUACUUUAAGAGAUAUCAUUGAUUGGUGUAAAGAGCACAAACAUACUCCAAUGACUGAUCUACAAAGAGCACACUUUCUUUUGGAAAAAGCAACCAAAAGAGAGAAGGAAAAUGAUAAACUUACUGAUAAAGAGCAGCAUAACAAUGAAGCACUCAAAGAUAAAGAUAGCAAAGAUAACAACAACAACAACAACAUCACCACUAGUAGUAAUAUUAUAGACAAAGAUACUGACCUUAAAGAUAGGAUACAAGAUAAACCUACAAUAGAUAAUAAUAAUAAUAAUAAUAGUUUAGAGUCAAAAGAAACAAAUAAUAAUGAAAAGCAAGAUACAUCUAUUAAAACAAUCAAUAAUAUUGAUAAUAUAACAGUUAAGCAAGAACUAAUUUCACCUAGAGAUAAUAAUAGUACAGCCAAUGCUGUCGUCUCUACUUCUACUAUACCAAUCACCAACAAUAUUCCUGUAAAGACAGAAGAGAGUAAAUCACCUUUACCUUCACCAACUAUACAAACACCAAAACCAAAAGCAACUAAAUUUAAGAAACCUGCACCUGCAGCACAACCACAACAACAACAACCUACACUACCACAAUGGGCACUCUCAUUAUUUUCACCAUCGGCAGCUACUUCCUCUUCCUCCUCGUCCUCUUCAACAACAGCGACAACACCAACGACAGUGGCCUUCAAUGAACCGAAAUCAACGUUGGUUAUGAAUAACAGUUCAAUACUCACUAGCAAUAUCACACCGAAUACAAUCAACAACAACAACAACAACAACAACAACAACAACAAUCAAAUGAUAAGCUCAACGAUCAACCUACCACUCAAGAAAACACUUGGACCCUAUCCCAUUUUCUUUUGUAAAUACUGUGGUACCGGCCACACACCAGACUUUUUUGAUCAAAAACAGCGUCACUGUGGUAGUGUUGCAUGUCUGACAUCAUAUACAACAUUAAACAGCUCAUUCCCACAAAUUCGUAUCACCUAUCCAUCGUAUUUCGAUUCUGAAUCAAAACAACCAUCACCUGAUCCAAGAAGCCAAAUGGUUUUAUUGAAUAAUAAACGAUAUUCAAGUGGUACUCAUCAAAUCCAAUUCAUAAAAGAGGUGGUUUCUUUGUUAAACAUCAAUUUAGAUGAUUUGAAUGCAACUGAAGUUUUAUAUAUGGCAUCCUUGAAAUUCAUUAUCGAAUUAAUCGGUAAAACCUAUGAAGUUUAUUCGAAAGAAAAAGAUAAAGACGAUGAGUCGAUCAUUAAAAUAAUAGUUCCCACUCAUCUUCACACUGCAAUAAGAACACAACCAAUCUUUAAUUUUAUUUCAAACUGUGCAUUAUUCAAAUAA